AUGUCCGCCGCCGAACAAGUCAAUCUCUCCGACUUUUCCAGCAUCUUCUCCCUUGAGGGCAAGGUCGCUGUUGUAACAGGUGGUUCCCGGGGACUAGGACUACAUGCAGCCUCAGGUCUCCUCCAAGCUGGCUGCUCGAAGGUCUACAUCACCUCCCGCAAGAAGGCAGGCUGCGACGAAGCAGUCGCAGCUCUCAACGCCAUUUCUAACAAGCGGCCCGGAGCACAAGCUAUCUCUGUGCCGGUCGACAGCUCGGAUAUGAACGAGCUAGAUCGACUUGUCGCUGAAGUUGGCAAGACUACAGACCAUGUUGACAUUCUCUUCGCCAAUGCCGGUGCAACAUGGGGCGAGAAUUUCGAUACAUACCCCGAGAAGAUGUUCUCCAAGGUUAUGGAUUUGAAUGUGAAGAGCGUGUUCUACACGAUCCAGAAAUUCGCCCCUCUCCUUACAGCAAAGGCAACCAUGGAAGAUCCAUCCCGCGUUAUUAUCACCGCCUCUGUAGCAGGUAUUGGGAUUGGCUCAAUUGGCGAGAAUGGAACUCCGGCCUACUCUGCUUCCAAGGCGGCUGCGAUCCAUCUGGCGAAGAACUUGGCCGUCGAGCUUGGACCACGCCAUAUCCUGACCAAUGCUAUUGCACCUGGUUUCUAUCCCUCGAAGAUGGCUGCUGGACUUAUUGAGGCAAAGGGCGGUAUGCAGGAUCUUGCGAAAUACUCACCGAAUGGUCGGCUUGGCAAGCCUGAGGAUAUUGCUGGUUUGGUUGUCUUCCUCGGAUCUCGGGCUUCGAGUCAUUUGAAUGGAGCCGUCAUUGCCACAGAUGGUGGAGCUGUACUCAAGGGCAGACUAUAUAUGUUUUGGGAGCAUCCAGUCGAUCAGGAUGUUCUUUUGGCUCAAAGUAACUACCCGUGGACAAAUACUCCUUCUCCAACAUCUGGGCCGAGGUUGAUGUUCUCCUCAUUCCCCGCCCCCGCAUUAAAACCCACCCCUCUCCGCGAUGUCUUCCAAUCUUUCAACACAUCUACCAUGACCUCCCAGAAACCCCGUUAUCUUGCUGUUGCCCAGCGCAAGCAAGCCGAGCUUGCUGCAGCUAUCCCUACCGAAUGGCGGUUGCCCACACACAGCAUCCCUGAGGGGAUGCUCUCAUUUUCUGAGUCGAUCACCGUGGGCCCAAAAAGUUACCAACGAGUCAGGGUGAUGGAUAUUCCUCGAACUUGUGGUAUACUUACACCCAAGGAGUUGGAAAUAACGGAGAAAUAUGACGUGCGGAGCCUUGUAGCGGAGAUGACAGGGGGUCGGUUGAAAGCCGAGGACGUGGUGCGAGGGUUUUGCAAGAGAGCAGCCAUCGCCCAACAACUCACCCGCUGUCUAACCGAACCCCUCUUCGAUCGCGCAUUGCAACGAGCCCGGGAGCUGGACGAUCACUUCCAGCGCACAGGAGCCCCGAUCGGGCCCUUACACGGGCUACCGGUAUCUGUGAAGGAUACAUUCAAUAUAAAAGGUGUGGAUUCAAGCAUUGGAUUAUCUGCAUUGGCAUUCCAGCCUGCAAAAGCAAAUGCCCCGCUAGUAGACCUGCUCCAGUCUCUGGGCGCGGUAGUGAUCGCAAAGACAAACGUCCCACAAACCCUUGCAACAUUGGACAGCUGCAACCACCUUUUCGGGCGCACAUUGAACCCCCUCAACUGGAAAUGGACUGCUGGUGGUAGCACCGGCGGCGAGGGUGCGUUGCUUGCCAUGCGCGGGUCCAUGGUCGGCUUUGGCACAGAUAUCGGUGGUAGCAUUCGUGUACCAGCUAUGUGCCAGGGUAUCUACGGGUUCAAACCGAGUGUUGGACGCGUGCCAUUCGGAGGCCAACAGAGCGGCCAGAUUGAAGGGAAGAGUCGGAUAGGGUUGCAAGCAGUAGCUGGACCGUUAGCUCGCUCUGUCGCGGAUAUCAACACCGUCAUGGCGGAGAUCGUGCCUCGCGCUGAGCUAUUCGGCGCAGAUUGUAUUCCGGGCUCCUGGCCGUCACAAUCGGUACCGAUUACUCUUGGUCCUUCGCGCAAAUUUACUAUUGGUGUUCUCAAGACAGACGGGCUGGUCACACCUCUGCCCCCAAUUACCCGAAUCUUGAACGAAGUCGCCAGCAACCUGCGCCGUACACCUGGCAUCGAAGUGGUUGAUAUCCCCAUUUUAUCGGUUCUACCGAAAUGUCAAGGCGUUGCUGGUCGACUGAUGGGCGUCGACGAUGGGUCUCACAUGCUCGACCUCAUCGAGAGCAUGGGUGAGGAGCUCAUUCCAUGGCUACAAGGCCGUAUGAAACGUGGCAAGGCUCUAACGGUGGUUCAACUGGCAAACCUACAAGCUCAGCGUGUCGAGAUUGAGCAGGAGAUGAUGAAAAUGUGGACGUUGACGACAUCACAGGCUUCGUCUGGCACCCGAAGCGUUGACGCCAUAAUUUGUCCUGUGGCACCACACCCGGUCCCAGAGAUCGACCGGUACAAUGCCGUUGGAUACAGCUCAAUGUUUGUGCUGCUAGACUACCCGGCUGGCUCGGUUCCUGUCCGUUCAUUCACAGAAUCCGAUCUUGAGCUUGGACGGGAAAUUGAUGCGCCUGUAUUAGGAAGUUGGGAUAAGGCUAAUCGGCAGUUGUGGGACGAGAAAACGGUUGACCGUCGUGUGUACCUUGGGUCACCUCUCAGUGUACAGGUUGUCACUCCUAAGCAGCAUGAUUAUCAACUUUUCCAAGCUAUGGAAAUUGUUGAUCGAGCUGUCCAAGGCCACGGGACCUCGACUAGUGCGAAGCUGUAG
Penicillium vulpinum is the source of this 2784-nucleotide messenger RNA. RefSeq names its product General amidase. The record is from RefSeq and is a predicted model, not a curated record. Lineage: Eukaryota; Fungi; Ascomycota; Eurotiomycetes; Eurotiales; Aspergillaceae. The coding region runs from base 1 to 2784 and encodes 927 amino acids. Gene Ontology annotation, molecular function: oxidoreductase activity. The transcript is spliced from 6 exons.